AUGACAUCAGCUAGUGGAAAGUUGGAUAUAUUUGACGAACCCCUAUUCGACAAUUCGCUUGUUAGUCUGCAUGAACACACAUACAAACCAUAUGGAUCACCAUAUUACAGAAAUUCGGAUGAAAUACGAAUUCCCAUCCAUUUCCAAGAUCUUAUUCUUGAUAUUGCCGAAAGUUACAUAUAUAUAGAAGGUAAAUUUACACCUAGCGAGGCCAACAAAGUCUGUUACCUAUCUAACAAUGCGCUGGCAUUUCUUUUUGACGAGAUUCGCUACGAAAUGGGUGGAGAACAAGUAACUGUAAUCCGAAAACCGGGUAUAACAACUACGAUGAAAACCAUGGUGUCAUGGGGGGCAACACAUUUAAAAACGCUGCUAUCUUAUGGAUGGGGGCUAACGCAAGAAGAUCAGGAUCUUUUGGAUACCACCAGUCAUGUUUUUAGUGGGAAAUUACCUCUAAAAUAUCUCAUGGGGUUUGCCGAAGAUUAUACUAGAGGGGUCCUCAAUGCCAAACAAGAGCUUAUACUGAUAAUUGCUCGAUCUUUCAAGAACUGUUAUUUGGGAGAGGUAGAUGCCGACCUUGAAAUUAACAAAAUCGAGUGGAAGAUAAGACACAUCGUUCCCGAAGAUAAACAAGUUGAAGCUGUUAAAUCGCAUUAA
This is a messenger RNA of Anoplophora glabripennis (Asian longhorned beetle), 657 nucleotides long. RefSeq lists its product as uncharacterized. The record is from RefSeq and is a predicted model, not a curated record. The coding region runs from base 1 to 657 and encodes 218 amino acids. Lineage: Eukaryota; Metazoa; Arthropoda; Insecta; Coleoptera; Cerambycidae. The transcript has a single exon.